AUGGCUCACAUCUGUGCAACAUGCGACAGUCCGUUAGGCGGCGUGGCCGAAGAACCGUGUAAUCGGCCGGAGGCCCAGGUCGCGUGCGGAUAUAUGGGCUCCGAGGGUCUACUUGCCGGCUUCUACCCGAAGACGCCUCCUAACAGCCCCCGCACGGUUCCUUUGGAGCCUGUGCUAACCGAGCACAUGUCUAAGAAUGAGAGCAUACCUACAAAGCACAUUCCAGCGAAGGUCCAUCCUUUUGUCGAGGCACGAUGGGAAAACGAACGCAAAGAGUCACGUAGAGCGCCUGCCCACAGGAACUCGUAG
Messenger RNA from Aspergillus welwitschiae, 309 nucleotides. RefSeq lists its product as uncharacterized. NCBI's taxonomy places the organism in Eukaryota, Fungi, Ascomycota, Eurotiomycetes, Eurotiales, Aspergillaceae. The coding region runs from base 1 to 309 and encodes 102 amino acids. The transcript is spliced from 5 exons. The record is from RefSeq and is a predicted model, not a curated record.